UUUUGGUAUAUUCCAACAUUGUGACCCCGGUUUCAAAAUGGCAGCGUCAUUAGAAGAAGAGUUCGAAGAUGCGCCUGACGUAGAGCCGCUGGAACCUACACUGAAAAAUAUCAUAGAACAGAAAUCUCUUAAAUGGAUUUUCGUGGGUGGCAAAGGCGGCGUUGGCAAAACGACAUGCAGCUGCAGUUUGGCUGUACAGUUGACGGCUGUGCGCGAGAGCGUGCUCAUCAUUUCCACCGACCCCGCCCACAAUAUUUCCGAUGCCUUCGACCAGAAGUUCUCCAAGGUGCCCACCAAGGUUAAGGGCUACGACAACCUCUUUGCUAUGGAGAUCGACCCCAGUCUGGGCGUGGCCGAGCUACCGGACGAGUUCUUUGAGGAAGACAACAUGCUGAGCAUGGGGAAGAAGAUGAUGCAGGAGGCCAUGAGCGCGUUCCCGGGCAUCGACGAGGCGAUGAGCUACGCAGAGGUCAUGAGGCUGGUGAAAGGUAUGAAUUUCUCUGUGGUGGUGUUCGACACUGCCCCCACUGGCCACACCCUGCGACUGCUCAACUUCCCCACCAUUGUGGAGCGGGGGCUGGGCCGCCUGAUGCAGAUCAAGAAUCAGAUCAGUCCCUUCAUUUCGCAGAUGUGUAAUAUGCUGGGCCUGGGAGACAUGAACGCGGACCAGCUGGCCUCCAAGCUGGAGGAGACGCUGCCGGUCAUCCGCUCCGUUAGCGAGCAGUUCAAAGACCCGGAGCAAACCACAUUCAUCUGCGUGUGCAUCGCAGAGUUCCUGUCGCUGUACGAGACCGAGCGGCUGAUCCAGGAGCUGGCCAAGUGCCACAUCGACACGCACAACAUCAUCGUCAACCAGCUGGUCUUCCCCGACUCCGACCGGCCCUGCAAGAUGUGUGAGGCCCGCCACAACAUCCAGUCCAAGUACCUGGAUCAGAUGGAAGACUUGUAUGAAGAUUUCCACAUUGUCAAAUUGCCCCUGUUGCCCCAUGAAGUGCGAGGGGCAGACAAGGUCAACACCUUCUCCAAGCAGCUCCUGGAGCCUUACAACCCCCCCAAAAAAGUGGCCCCCUAAAGCUCUUCUACCCAACCCCCCACCCCCUCCAACCCCUACCCCCCUCCAACCCCCCUACCCAAAUAAAACACCAUCACGACUAUAUGAGACUCACCCAGGGCAGAAACACUAGGAAUCAGUACCGCCUUCAACACUAAGCAGACAGAAACCAAGGAUCUCUCUCCUCCUACUUGAAUCUCUGCUGAGGAUAACGCCACUGGCUUUUCUACAGGACUGAACAUCUUCUCUUAUUGUGUGCUUUAGCCAUUGUGUAAUCAAAUUAACUUUUUGCUUUUUGUUUUUGGUCUAUUUACAUGACUUUUGUGAUGGUAAACUACACUGUUAGGCUUUUUUUUUUUUCUUCCCCACAACAUCGACAUUAAAUUAUUUCAUCCAAGUAUGACCAAAUUAAAUAAAGAGAAGGAAAGGCUGUUAUGUGUAGGAUUACAGUAUUCCAGUUGACUCUGCACGUGGUACAAGGGGUCAUGGGAUAUGUAGUUUGGAUAUUUAUAUAACUGCAGAUCAUAACACUUUGACACUUUUUUUCAGGGGGAGGGGGACUGCAUAUGGGCAUAUUAGAAAAUAAUGAAAGCAUGCUGGGAUUUUGUAUUUAGCUUGCCCACUCCCUGUCAGUAAACUAUACCUGAAUCCUGCCCCCUUCCCCAAUACAGGAUGCAUAUAGCUCCGGUGGGUACUGUUGUGUUGGGUACAGUGGCAGUUAUUGCACAUGAACCCAUUUAUUGAUUGGAGUGACCAAAGCUGGCAUGGAACUAAUUAUUUUACCGUAAUUAAUCCAUGUUCGUAGGUGCCUGUCAUUAUAGGUCCACAUGCCUCUUGUAAUUAGGCCACUCAGUAAGAUUACAUCACUCUGGACCAUUAAACAAUAGAGUAAACUGGAUUUAUUUUCAGUCAUAAAUACGUGGGAAGACCACCCUGUUUGCUGAACAUUUCCCUUCUGUAGCUCUCUCUCACACACACACACACCCUGCCAAUGUAAGAUCCGGAGAGUGGUAGAUUAACACCUGCAUUUAGCAAUAAGGAAUGUAAACGGGCGUAAAGUCCAGAGUUUCCCCAGGAUAUUAAACUGCCAUUUUGCUUCACCUCCCUUCA
Messenger RNA from Anguilla rostrata (American eel), 2161 nucleotides. Its product is annotated as ATPase GET3-like. Gene Ontology annotation, cellular component: GET complex. The coding region runs from base 38 to 1072 and encodes 344 amino acids. Gene Ontology annotation, biological process: post-translational protein targeting to endoplasmic reticulum membrane. Gene Ontology annotation, molecular function: ATP binding; ATP hydrolysis activity. The record is from RefSeq and is a predicted model, not a curated record. NCBI's taxonomy places the organism in Eukaryota, Metazoa, Chordata, Actinopteri, Anguilliformes, Anguillidae. The transcript has 7 exons.